AUGUCCAGCUCAGUCCUGUCCAAGAAAUGCAGAGUGUUUAGACCCAACUCUAAGGUGGAUUCUAAAUGGUCUCCCAUCAGUUCUACUAUGUUUGGAAUACCCCCAGGGUCAAGUAAUGAGCUGUCAAAAAACAAGGAAAUGAACAUAGAUGAAGACCUUUACUUUUAUCAGCUGUAUGUACUAGGUCAUGAGGCAAUGAAACACCUCCAAACUUCCAGUGUGCUGGUAAUGGGUCUGGGUGUGGAAAUUGCCAAGAAUAUCAUCCUCGGUAGGGUCAAGGCUGUCACUCUCCAUGACCAUGGCACUGCCCAGUGGGCUGAUCUGUCUUCCCAGUUCUACCGAUGUGAGGAAGAUAUUGGCAAAAACCAAGCAGAGAUAUCACAACCUCGCCUUGCUGAGCUGCACAGCUACACUGGACCCUUAAUUGAGAACUUUCUUAGUGGUUUUCAGGUGGUGGUUCUUACCAGUACUCCUUUGGAAUAUCAGCUGCGGGUGGGUGAAUUCUGUCAUAGCCGUGGAAUCAAGCUGGUGGUGGCAGAAACUCAAGGCCUAGCUGGGCAACUCUUCUGUGAGGAAAUGAUUCUCACUGAUUCAGAUGGGGAGCAGCCACUCAGUGCUAUGGUUUCCAUGAUCACCAGCGAGAGUCCAGGGGUCGUCACCUGUUUGGAGGAAUCCCGACAUGGAUUUGAGAGUGGUGACUUUGUCUGUUUCACAGAAGUUCAGGGCAUGACUGAACUCAAUGGCAUCGGUCCCAUAGAGAUCAAAGUUCUGGGUCCCCAUACCUUUAGUAUCUGUGAUACCUCUGGCUUCUCCGACUACACCCGUGGAGGCAUUGUCAGUCAAGUGAAAGUGUCUUGGAAGAUCAUUUUUAAACCCUUGCUCACCUCCUUGGCAGAGCCAGAUUUUGUGGUAACCGAGUUUGCUAAGUGUUGUCACCCUGCUCAGCUGCACAUUGGCUUCUAGGCCCUGCCGUUCUGUACUCAACACAGCAGGCUUCUUCGGCCCCAUGAUGAGGAUGCAGCAGAAAUGGUGACCUUGGCACAAGCUGUGGAUGCUCGAGCAUUGCCAGCAGCUCAGCAGGAUUGCUUGAACAUAGACCUCAUCCGGGAGUUGGCAUAUGUAGCUGCUGGGGAUCUGCCACCCAUGAAUGCCUUCAUUGGUGGUUUGGCUGCCCAGAAGGUCAUGAAGGCUUCUUCUGGGAAGUUUCUGCCCAUUAGACAGUGGCUGUACUUUGAUGCCCGACUCCCCGAGCACAAAGUGACUUUCAUGGAAGAUAAAUGCCUGCCGCGCAGGAACUGUUACGAUGGGCAAAUGACAUUGAUCAGUCUGUUUGCCAACUUGUAUGUAGGCGCAGGUGCCAUUGGCUGUGAGUAUCUCAAGAGCUUUGCCAUGAUUGGCCUCAGAUGUGGGGAGGAUGGGGAAAUCACAAUUACAGACAUGGACACCAUUGAGAAAUCAAAUCUGAACCAACAGUGUUUCUUUCAUAUCUGGGAUGUCACAAUGUGA
This is a messenger RNA of Chionomys nivalis (European snow vole), 1506 nucleotides long. RefSeq names its product ubiquitin-like modifier-activating enzyme 1 Y. Gene Ontology annotation, cellular component: nucleus; cytoplasm. The record is from RefSeq and is a predicted model, not a curated record. NCBI's taxonomy places the organism in Eukaryota, Metazoa, Chordata, Mammalia, Rodentia, Cricetidae. Gene Ontology annotation, molecular function: ubiquitin activating enzyme activity. Gene Ontology annotation, biological process: ubiquitin-dependent protein catabolic process; protein ubiquitination; DNA damage response.